AUGUCAGGGGUAGAAGUCGAUGCUGAAAUCAACGUUUUGUUUAAUGAUAUGAAGUUGAGAAGCACACACAAGUUUGCAUUUUUUAAAAUUGAAGGAAAGAAGAAAAUUAUUGUUGACGUGUGUGGUGAUCCAUGCAAAACAGAGGCAAAAGAAGAAGAUGAAGCACAGUUUAAUAAAAUGAAGGAGCAACUCACCAAUGAGCCACGAUAUAUUUUGUAUGAUUUUGGAUUUAUGAACAAGGAUGGCAGGAAAGUUAAUAAGUUGGCAUUCAUCUUUUGGUGAGUGAGGUUGUCUCUGCAUUUUUAAUUGGUGACCGGGCAUAAAAUUUUCGUUUAGUCUCAAGACAUUUUAGGCUGGAUUUUACUUGUUCGACAGAGUCAGAGUUGUAAGAGCAUUUUAUUUUAUUAACCUAGUGAAAAUCAAAGCUUUGAGUUGUAAGCGGAGUUAUAAGUGCAACAGAGUAAUUCGUCGCUCGCUUUUGCUCGCUUCACCAGCGUCCCUAGCGCCUUCGCCGCUCACGCAGUCGACUUGUGGCAAGUCUACAGAAUAGCCCACGUUCGAUAUUUUAAAAUUCUAAGAUGACUCCGAGGCUUUAGGGUCAAAAUUCCAAAUUUUCACGAAUCCGUUGUCUCGCAAUUCCCAGAGGAGACUUGAGCACAAAGAAAAUAAAACCAAAUAUAGAAAAAUGACCAGAAAGUCUCGGAGUCAUGUUAGAAUUUUAAUAUAUCGAACAUGGGCUAUUGGUAGUCUGCGUGGUAGGCGUUUGAAAGGAAAGGGGAACGGGAUUUUCUGGUCUUUUUUAUUUUUCACAUCCACCAGAGAAAUGUAAAAAUAAUGAAUACCUUAACCAGCAGUAAUAGAUGGUUGCAGUAACAGAUGGUUAGACGUUCACAGUUGCGUUAUUUUUGCAUACACAAUAAGUAGGCGGGAUGGCGACGACAAUAAUGACGCCCUAGCAAGCCUUCCCCUGCCGCCCCCCUCUCCGUAAAAUUCCCUUCCGAUUCCCUUUCGAACACCUACCACGCAGGCUGCAGAACUGAAGUCAGAAGAAUCGGAAUAUUUCUAUUUUCUUCUGACUCCGUUUAUGAAUCCACCGCUUACGACCCAGUGAAAAAUAGAUUGUUGGAGGGGGAAAAAAUACCGGAAAACCCGAAAAAAAAACUCUCCGUGCAAAGGAGAGAACCAAAAACAAAGCCAACCUACAUAUGGCGUCGACGCCGGGACUUGAAGCCUGGGCCACAUUUGUGGGAGGCGAGUGCUCUAACCACUGCUCUCACCACGGCGACACCCUUGCUCCCUGAAUUGAUGUAUGCACUCAUGAAGAGAUUAUUAAAUCAAAAAGGUGUUGGGUACAUCUCUUUAGCUUUAGUUUGUAUGAUGGAGUAGACCCUUCUACCUGGUUCUCAUUUCUACUAAGGAACUGUUUAUGCAGCAUGGCCUGCUUUACCAUGCUGGGUCGGCUCAUGCCUUGUUUUCUUAGAAAAUUGUCGUUGUGUUUAUAUGAGAAGGCCGGCUGGCCCGCUUGGUGAGAUCUUCCUUCAAGCAACCACGAUCUCGGCAAACGGGGCAGCCAACCUUCUCAUACGACACAGCAACAAUUUUAUAAGGAAACAAGGCAUGAGCCGAGCCAGCCCGUUUCAUCUCAUUUCCCUUUUUCGCUUUAGGUGUGACGAAAAUGCAAAGAUUGGAGACAAAAUGAUAUACGCAUCUUCGAAAGACACCAUCAAAAAGUCCUUCACUGGUUUAUCACUGGAAUUCCAAGCAAACGAUAAGGGUGAUUUGGAUUACAAAACUUUAAGCGAGGAAGUGGAAAAAAAAGCUUAG
Porites evermanni is the source of this 1824-nucleotide messenger RNA. The record is from the annotation of a GenBank genome assembly. NCBI's taxonomy places the organism in Eukaryota, Metazoa, Cnidaria, Anthozoa, Scleractinia, Poritidae.